AUGUCCGAUUUUCUUGGCCCUGUUGAAACUUCAGCGGAGACUUCCGGAUCCUACAGACGUCAAGAUCAGACUGCUGUUACUUUCAGCAAUCCAGCCGCUGCGCAAUACUAUGUAGAUGGUCGGACAAUCCCUAACGUGACGUUUGACGCCGGUCCCUCGUGGUCAGGCCUUAUGCCGAUAUCAGCGAAUCCUAAGGAGUCGCGGAAACUGUUCUUCUGGUUUUGGCCCACAAACAACGUCUCCAAUGCUCGUGACCUUAUUUUCUGGACAAAUGGUGGUCCGGGGUGCUCCUCCCUUGAGGGCUUCCUGCAAGAGAAUGGUCCUAUCUCAUGGUCCUGGGGUCAAGCUGCCCCCACCCCCAAUCCCUGGGCUUGGACUAAUCUAUCAAAUGUUGUCUACGUGGAACAACCUGUUGGGACGGGUUUCAGUCAAGGAACACCGGAUAUUUCCAACGACGACGAACUGGCGGCCGAGGUCUUCGGUUUUAUGGAGCAAUUCCUUGAGGUCUUCGACGAACUCAAAGGGUCGAACUUCUACGUUACGGGUGAGAGUGUACACGUACCAUACAUUGCAAAUUACAUAUAUGAACAUCCGACCCUGGAUAUUAACCUGAAAGGCAUCUGGAUAGCCGACCCUUCUCUCUCGUAUGGGGUCGUACAGCAGGAAAUUCCUGCCCUCCGAUUCGUACAGAACAACCAGAAUCUCUUCCCCUUCAACAGUACUUUCAUGGCCCAGCUUCAGAACAUCUCCGACGCAUGUGGGUACACGGACUACCUGGAGAACUAUGUCACCUAUCCUCCGAAUGGAACACUACCUUUGCCUCCCGCGACGAACGGCACUUUCACUGUCACUCCCGAGUGCAGGUUGCAUUCUCCCAUCCAGAGAGCGGUUACACUAAUCAAUCCGGCGUUCGAUGUGUAUAGAGUGUCAGAUACUUGGCCUGUCCCAUGGAGCGUAUUGGGAUUUCCGAGGUCAACUCAAGAAUUCAUCUACUUUAAUCGGUUCGUGCAAGAUGCCAUCCAUGCGCCACAUAUGACUUGGACAGAUUGUUCCACCGAGUCUGUUUACAUCAACGCAACGACCGGGCGACCGGGCUCGGACACGUCGAUCCCGUCUACGUUAAGCGUUCUCCCCGAUGUUAUCGAGAAAUCUGAAAGAGUUGUCAUAGCCCACGGGCUCGCGGACUUCAUCCUGGUCGCCGAGGGCACCCGGAUUGCAAUCCAGAAUAUGACCUGGGGUGGCGCACAAGGCUUCCAAACGCCCAUUGAGCCCGAGACCUUCACGGUGAAGGACAUGGGAGUUUACGGGCACACUCACACCGAGAGAGGACUCACAUACGUCGAAUUCUACUACAGCGGGCACAUGACGCCGCAAUUCGUACCUUGGGCGGUCUAUCAAACGGUGGCGUAUCUCCUCGGGAAGCAGCCAUCACCCUCUCUUUGA
Gloeophyllum trabeum ATCC 11539 is the source of this 1443-nucleotide messenger RNA. RefSeq names its product alpha/beta-hydrolase. Bases 1 to 1443 code for a protein of 480 amino acids. NCBI's taxonomy places the organism in Eukaryota, Fungi, Basidiomycota, Agaricomycetes, Gloeophyllales, Gloeophyllaceae. The transcript has 16 exons. Gene Ontology annotation, molecular function: serine-type carboxypeptidase activity. Gene Ontology annotation, biological process: proteolysis. The record is from RefSeq and is a predicted model, not a curated record.